Messenger RNA from Cuscuta epithymum, 673 nucleotides. The record is from the annotation of a GenBank genome assembly. NCBI's taxonomy places the organism in Eukaryota, Viridiplantae, Streptophyta, Magnoliopsida, Solanales, Convolvulaceae.
AACUCCUCCUACACCAAACAACCACAUACUAUACUAUCCAUACAAAACACAUACACAAAACACAAGCACAUACGUAUUGAAUUGAUAAGAAUGGCCAAGAAAUCAGGGAAUUCUCUCUUUGGCCUAUUCAAGCUGAAGAAAAAGAAGGAACGACGGGAUGAAGGAGAUUCGGAGAGGGACGAGGCAGUGGUAAACAAGGAGAACGUGUACAGAAUAUAUAGGAGCGACGAAGACCGUCUUAAUUGGGUGGGUGACCCCGAAAUUGAUGCCAAAGCCACCGAUUUCAUCAACGCCAUGAGACUGCAGUAUCGGAAGAGCAGCGACACCAACGACAACGAUGAAGACGACGUCUGGAAACAACAUUAAUUAAUUAUAUGGCGUACGCACGUUUGAAUUGGUUGUGUAUAUAUAUUCUCAUAGAUAGCAUGCAACUUUGUUUUUCUAGCAGCUAGCGCAGCUUUAGGAUGAAUGAGUUAGCCACCGCAACUUAAUUUAGUUGAAAAUCCUAGCUAAUUAAUUAUGCUUGCUAGCUUAGUAGUUUUUAAUCUACUGGCUAGCUCUCUCCAUCAGCUAGUAUGCUCCUCUAGGCAUACUGUAUAUAUUGUAUUCUCUAUAUGUACUCACUGAGGAUUUCUGAUUUUAACUUCUCUGCCGUUGGCAAGUUUGAUGAACG